Messenger RNA from Anneissia japonica, 2087 nucleotides. Its product is annotated as protein LSM12 homolog B-like. NCBI's taxonomy places the organism in Eukaryota, Metazoa, Echinodermata, Crinoidea, Comatulida, Comatulidae. The record is from RefSeq and is a predicted model, not a curated record.
CGCACAUGCGCAUGUUGUCCUCAUGAAAAGAUGGCGGUGUCAGGCGGAGACGCUGCUGAUUCAAACUAUAAAAUAGGCACAAUUCUUACUUGUGAAACCUGUUUUGGGGACCAUUUUGAUGGAGAAGUGAUGGCAUAUGAUUCUCAAAGUCGUCUGAUUGUUCUGAAAACCAAAACAAGCAACGAAAAGCCAACCUACAAUAUCCAAUUUCUAAAUAUAACAAACCUCAAAUCAAUUGAAAUUCUUAAAGAAGCCGUGGAUGUUCCGCCAGCUUUUGAAAAGGGCAGAAGAAAGUAUAUAUGACAAGCAUGAAGCAAUUCGAUGCCAAGAGUUAGGUGUUCCUUCAGAUGCAAUAAAGCUUUAUCACACUAUUAAAAAAACGUUACAUUGUAGAUGGCAGAACAGGGAUAUGAUUGUAUUGGAUUCUGUCAUUGUAUCACCACCAUACACAUUAGAGAGCUGCAGCAGUAAUGAUGGAAAAGAUGGCAAAGAAUUAGCACAUGUUAAAAAAAUAAUUGAAAAGCACAUGCGAGAUCAGCAGACCAAAAGUGGUACUUAAACCCAUGAGCCAACUCAGGUGACUUAGACAAUUAUCAGACAGGCAUCUUCCAUGGACACAGACAUGAAGCAUGUCGAACCUGGAGUGAAUUGGUUAUCUGUGAGCCUUUUGCCAAAGGGAAGCAAUUGCAUGGUGCUAAAAGUAGACCUAUUUCAUGCUGAUUUAUACAUUGACUGAAAAGAGAUUAAGUGUUAACUGGUGUGAUAUGCACUAGGCCUGGCCUCUUGAUGUGUCACCUGAAACAUGUCUAAUUUUACCCCCAAAUAUGCGAGCCUAACCCAGAAGCUCCAAUGGUCUGAACAGGCUUGCUGACGUCAGCUCAUGAAAACCAUUGCCGAAGGAGGACCUGUGAAAGUGCCAGCGAUUAACAAGAAUUCACAGUAAAUGUAUUGUCAUUAAUCUGGCAGAGGUUGUAUGGGUUCUUAUUCCAAACCAUCAAACCUUGACUAUGUCCUGUCUACUUAUUAAACUCUUGUUUUCAAUCAAUAAGGCUAGUAUAAUAGCUUGAAAGGAACUUUUAUUAUUUAUAAACAAACUUUUUUUUGUUUACCCAAUUGUAUUUUAUACUGUAUUAAACAAAAUUGAGCAAAUUUACAGUAACAAACAUGUUGUAAUUCAUCUUCGAAUUAUUUGCUAAUUCUUCAGGUGCAGUCAAAAUUUGAUUAUUACUUUUUUUUAAAUUCAAAAAGUCAUAAUCAAACUUGGUCAUAAACCAAUUUCUGAAUGAACAUCUUUGUUGAAUCACAGCGUAUUUUCCCCCCAUUGUAUAAAAUAUAGCAAAUUUUUUGAUGGCUCAAGUAGUUGUAGUCAAAGUAAUUGAUGACAACACUAAUUAAUUUAUGCAAAUCAUCAUAAUCAAAUUUGAUGGUUUGAUUGAAUUUCAACAUUUCAUAGUGUAAACAUAAGCUUCUUGUGAAGACAAAGACUAAAGAUUAAACUACUUUAAUGUUUAUACAAACAACAAAAAUGAUAUGGAGGACAUAUAAAAGAGAUGGAGGAAGCCUUAAAGAAGUUAAAUUAUUUAUUAAUGCCAUUGGUCAGAAUUGAUCAUGUGCUCUUUGCCCUUACGGUUUAUCUGAGUCUAGGGGUAUGAAUAUUCAUAAUAAAUUUAUAAAUAUUCAUGAGUUCAACUCAUUGCCACUAAUUCAAUGAUAGUAUGAAGUGCUACUGGAUUUCAUGAUGGAUGCCGUAUGUGAUAGCUUUUGAAUAAGUAGAGAUGUAUGGAGCGCAAAAUGGGUCACAAUACUGAAUCCAAAGGAAUGAAAAAAUUCAUCAAGUGUCCUUGAUUCCACUUGUAGUCAGUGCGUGAUGAUCAAGUAACGGGUCUGAAAUUAUUUAUUAUGUUAAAUUUUUUUCUUCAGUUUAUGCAUUGGUUUAUGUGUAUGCCAACAUCUUGAAAUGAAACUAAAAAGCAGACAUUCAAAAGAGAAUGUGAUAACAAAGCAGGGAAAACAGAAUGGGAUUAACAUUUGAAAUAUGAGAUGGGUAAUCUCAGAUAAAAAUAAAAGUGACAUUUAUAUAGAAAAAA